Messenger RNA from Sinocyclocheilus anshuiensis, 674 nucleotides. Its product is annotated as homeobox expressed in ES cells 1-A-like. Gene Ontology annotation, molecular function: RNA polymerase II cis-regulatory region sequence-specific DNA binding; DNA-binding transcription repressor activity, RNA polymerase II-specific. The record is from RefSeq and is a predicted model, not a curated record. Gene Ontology annotation, cellular component: nucleus. Gene Ontology annotation, biological process: regulation of transcription by RNA polymerase II; pituitary gland development; forebrain development. Bases 1 to 672 code for a protein of 223 amino acids. The transcript has 6 exons. Lineage: Eukaryota; Metazoa; Chordata; Actinopteri; Cypriniformes; Cyprinidae.
AUGAAGAUUGCUUUAAGGGAUUCAGUGUCUCUAGAAGAUAACAGGUUGCUGCUUCAGGUUGGAAGGCCUCAUUUGGACCCUGAAUUACCUGCAGUCCAGGGGCCCCAUGCGGAGGGCCGGCGAUUCUCAUAUGACACCAGAAGAAGAGGACUCGAUCUCCAGAUGGCUUCUCUCAUAGUCAGCGCGCAUCAGAACCGCUCGAUGCCCAGACAGUCCGCCUUCACCAUCGACAGCAUCCUGGGACUCGACAGACCGGACCAGAGAACCGUCCUGUCAGCACCUUACCGACCGUGGACAGACGUGAAACCGGCGGGUCAGAACCGUGGCGUGGUCGCAGACAGUGAUGCUUCAGUGGAUGUGAGGGUGAAUGAAGACAGUAAAUCACCAGCAGACGCUUACAGGAGAACACUGAACUGGUCCAUCGGGCGCAGGCCGCGGACGGCUUUCUCUAGUGUUCAGAUCAAGAUAUUGGAGAGUGUGUUUCAAGUGAACUCAUACCCAGGCAUUGACAUACGGGAAGAACUCGCUAAGAAACUGCAUCUAGAUGAGGACAGAAUUCAGAUUUGGUUCCAGAACAGAAGAGCGAAGCUGAAGCGUUCACACAGAGAAUCUAAGUUUCUCAUGGUGAAAAACGUCCUCAGUGAUUUACAGACCAGCAGAGACGAACGCUGAUU